GGCAGCGCAGCGCAGCAUGCCCUCCGCCGCCUUCUGCUGUCGCUCCCGCUGCCCAUGGAGAUCGCGCUGGUGACUCUGGAGAACGGCGGCGCCACAGCCAUCGCGGCCGGCGAGGAUGCUGUGGCCGGCGGCGGCGGCAGCAGCACCCGGAUUCGCCGCCGCGGCGACCUGCUCCGCAUCGCCAGCGCCGCCGCAUCGCGCCUGAGCGACAGCAAGGAGGGCGCCUCGCCGCCGGCGGCCGACGAGGAGCGGCAGCGGCCACCGUCCGCUCCUCGCGGAGACGGCCCCGACGGGCGGGCGCUGCGCGGUAUCCCGCCACCUCCUCCCGCUCCGCGGCAGCCAUCGCGCGGCCUGUGCCCCGGCGCGGCCGAGAUGGGCUCCCCGGAGGAAGGUGGACAUCGUCUGGGCAUGGCCAUGGCGGCGGCCGGAGAGGAGGAGGAGAACGAGGAGCAAGAGGAGGAGAGAAUUGUGAGCCGGGGCGCCAUGCAUCACCAGCGGGUGCUGAUCAACAUCUCGGGGCUGCGCUUUGAGACACAGCUAGGUACCCUCAACCAGUUCCCUGACACGCUUCUGGGUGACCCGGAUAAGCGCAUGCAUUACUUUGACCCACUUCGCAAUGAGUACUUCUUUGACCGGAACCGGCCGAGCUUUGAUGGGAUCCUUUACUUCUACCAGUCUGGGGGCAAGCUCCGACGGCCUGUCAACGUCUCCAUUGAUGUAUUUGCUGAUGAGAUCCGCUUCUACCAACUGGGUGAGGAGGCCAUGGAGCGUUUUCGGGAGGAUGAGGGCUUCAUCAAGGAGGAGGAGAAGCCCCUGCCCUGCAAUGAGUUCCAGCGCCAGGUCUGGCUCAUCUUUGAGUACCCUGAGAGCUCCAGCUCAGCCCGGGCCAUUGCCAUUGUCUCUGUGUUGGUGAUCCUCAUUUCCAUCAUCACCUUCUGUCUGGAGACCCUGCCAGAAUUCAGGGACGAGAGGGAGAUGCCCAUGCCCUUGCCUCCACAAAAUGGAGGCUUGAAUGGCACACUCGGCGACUCCCCACCUGUGCAGUCACCCAGCAGCCUCUCUGACCCCUUCUUCAUCAUUGAGACCACCUGUGUGAUCUGGUUUACCUUUGAAUUACUUGUUCGCUUCUUCGCCUGCCCCAGCAAGCCUGAGUUUUCCCGCAAUAUCAUGAACAUUAUUGACAUUGUUGCAAUUAUCCCCUACUUCAUUACCCUGGGGACUGAGCUUGCGCAUGAGCAGCAGCAGCCAGGGACUAGCAGUAGCAAUGGAGGGAGUGGCCAGCAGCAAGCCAUGUCCUUGGCCAUCCUUAGAGUCAUUCGUCUUGUCAGAGUUUUCAGGAUCUUCAAGCUCUCCAGGCACUCCAAGGGACUGCAGAUCUUGGGACAGACUUUGAAAGCCAGCAUGAGGGAACUGGGCCUCCUCAUCUUCUUCCUCUUCAUUGGGGUGAUCCUCUUCUCCAGUGCUGUCUAUUUUGCUGAGGCUGAUGACCCUGAGUCUCAUUUCUCCAGCAUCCCUGAUGCUUUUUGGUGGGCAGUAGUGACCAUGACCACUGUAGGCUAUGGAGACAUGCGACCUGUCACUGUGGGGGGCAAGAUUGUAGGUUCUUUGUGUGCCAUUGCUGGCGUGCUCACCAUCGCCCUACCUGUCCCUGUCAUUGUAUCCAACUUCAACUACUUCUACCACCGUGAAACUGAUCAUGAAGAGCAAGCUGUUCUCAAGGAUGAACACAACAGUGCUCAGAGUAGCACAGCUGGGGGAGAUGCAAAAAGAAGAUCCAGUAAAAACUCAUUGAACAAAUCUGUUGUGCACUUGGAAAACAGUGAGGGGUUCAACAAUGGUACAAAUUCGUUAGAGAAAACGAGUAUCAAAGCUAAAAGUAAUGUAGAUCUCAGAAAAUCUCUCUAUACUUUCUGUUUGGAUGCUAAUAGAGAAACAGACUUGUAAAGAAAGGAGAAUAAGUUGAGACAUGCAGAAGUAUUUGCUGGUGUCAAACCUUAAAACUAAUAUUAUUCUUUAGUACCACCAUUUUAAAUCAGGCUAUAUUUUAUAAAUUGAUAACUUUCC
This is a messenger RNA of Nothoprocta perdicaria, 2064 nucleotides long. It is a transcript of the gene KCNA5, whose product is annotated as potassium voltage-gated channel subfamily A member 5. NCBI's taxonomy places the organism in Eukaryota, Metazoa, Chordata, Aves, Tinamiformes, Tinamidae. The transcript has a single exon. The record is from RefSeq and is a predicted model, not a curated record. The coding region runs from base 55 to 1944 and encodes 629 amino acids. Gene Ontology annotation, molecular function: protein binding; delayed rectifier potassium channel activity. Gene Ontology annotation, cellular component: voltage-gated potassium channel complex; membrane. Gene Ontology annotation, biological process: protein homooligomerization; potassium ion transmembrane transport.